GGUGACUUUGACUUCAUUUUAUUGACCACCAAGAAUAUUCCUGACGGACCAAUAACUUGUGAAGAUAUUAUUAGGCCUGCUGUUACUUCUAAGACUGUAAUUAUUUUACUUCAAAAUGGGAUUGGUAUAGAGAAACGAAUGAUUGAAGAGUUCCCGCAAAAUGUGAUACUUAGCGGUGUUACUUUGCUUUGUUCCACUAAUAUUAAUUGUGUUGUAUGUAAUCUGCUUAAAGAUCAACUUUAUCUUGGAGCUUGGAUUAAUCCAAAUAUUGAGAACCAUGCCGAGAAAGAACAAGUUGCAAUUAAUGAAUUUACUAGAAUGUAUGGCAACGAAAAGUAUAACAAAAUUUUUAUUGAUGAAAACGUGGAAAAGACAAGGUGGGAAAAAUUACUCUAUAAUGCUGCUCUUAAUUCUACUACAACCGUAGUUAACUUAGAUGUGAGUAGAUGUCAAAUUGCAGGUGCAAAUAAUGAACUUUUUAGACCAGCCAUGAGAGAGGUUGUAGCGAUUGCUGCUAGUGAAGGCAUUGAAAUAUCGCCCGAAACUAUUGAAAAAUUUAUUCAUAUUAGCGAUGGCCAAUUUUAUAGUCCUUCAAUGUGCGUUGAUGCAAGAAAGAAGCAAUUAUUUGAAUCGGAAAUUAUUUUGGGUAAUCCUAUAAAGAUUGCAGAGGCAAAUGGUGUAGGAACACCCGUAUUAAAGACAUUAUAUACUCUAUUAUCAAUGGUUCAGUUUAGAAUUAAAGAAGAAAAGGGCAUAAUCAAGAUAGAUGAAAACGAAUAUAGAAACCUAAACUCAGAUUCUUACCCAGAUAUACACAAGAAAUAG
Messenger RNA from Debaryomyces tyrocola, 825 nucleotides. The record is from the annotation of a GenBank genome assembly. Lineage: Eukaryota; Fungi; Ascomycota; Pichiomycetes; Serinales; Debaryomycetaceae.